UUGCGGAGGUCACGUGAUGGUGGGCGGGGCGGCGGCGCAGGCGCAGGCGCAGAUCUUGGGCGGCUGGGUCAGCUGACUCGAGGGGGCAAGCGAAGCGACUUAGGCCUGUGUGUGGCGUCUCGGAGACGCUGCCGCAGCUAUGGCCAGUCAGUCGCAGGGCAUCCAGCAGCUGCUCCAGGCCGAGAAGAGGGCCGCCGAGAAGGUGUCCGAGGCCCGCAAGCGAAAGAACCGGAGGCUGAAGCAGGCCAAAGAAGAAGCCCAGGCUGAAAUUGAACAGUACCGCCUGCAGAGGGAGAAGGAGUUCAAGGCCAAGGAAGCUGCGGCUCUGGGAUCCCAUGGCAGUUGCAGCACUGAAGUGGAGAAGGACACCCAGGAGAAGAUGACCAUCCUUCAGACCUACUUCCGGCAGAACAGGGAUGAAGUCCUGGACAACCUCUUGGCCUUUGUCUGUGACAUUCGGCCAGAAAUCCAUGAGAAUUACCGCAUAAAUGGAUAGGGGAAGAGCAAAAGCGCCGUGCCAUGGAUUGGCAUUUUAGAUGCCUUCAUAGAAUAUGAGGCUUUAACAAGGCUUGGGUUAUAUUCUUGUGAAAAGGCAUUAAAUUAUUUCUGUAUAUUAUGUAAUAGGUCCCUUCACUUUUUGCAGAAUAGUAAUCAUAGCUUCUUUGUACAAACUUAGAGCCUAUCCAAAGAUUUUAUCUUUUUACCUCGUAUUUCUUAGAAACUUAAUGGGUAUAUGUUGUCUGUUUUCCUAUGCCUUUUCGCUCAAGUGGUAUAUUAUGGACACUGACUUUUUCUUUCUUAGAUAUAGUUGUUUUUUUAAUUUUAAGUCAUAGCUUUAUGUUGCAACUCUACUUGUUCAAAAGUUAGAUCAUGAAGGUUCCUUCCUAUGACCUUAGAUAUAGUUUAAAAAAAAUAAUUUUCUUAAGAAAGAAAGGGAUUAAAUAUUUUUUUUUUCCCUAAAUCUUUCUUGAAGGUCAGGGGCUUUAUCUAUGAAAAAGUAGUAAAUAGUUACUUGUAACCUAUGUGAACAGCCAGCCUUAAAAUAGUCCUUUCCGGCUAAGAGUUAGAACAAUGGGUACAGGUAUUGGGCUGCUUUUGGUUUCUCUUAUUUAAAAUUACUAGAUGAUAGAAUUCAAGAACUUAUUACAUGUCACUACUUGGUGUACUGAUACUGUACUAAUAAUCAUUUAAAAGUCAAGACUCUGUAAUGCAUAUUUUUCCCCUCUGCUUCAUCCUCUUUGAUAAUGCAAAAUGCACUUUGACCCAGAUGUUCUGCAGAAUUUCACUAAGGAAAUUAAAUUAGCACAUGUAUCACACACAUUCACAUACAUACUUAGAAAAUAUUCAUGGUACGUAUCUUAGCAGGAAGGAAAUCACUUGUGAUUUCACCCAACAACUGUUCUGAAAAAUAGCAAGCAGGGGACUUCCCUGGUUGUCCAGUGGUUAAGAAUCCACCUUCCAAUGCAGGGGACAGGGGUUCGAUCCCUGGUCAGGGAACUAAGAUCCCACAUGCUGUGGAGCAACUCAGCCCUUGCUCUGCAGCUACUGAGCCUGUGCGCCCUGGAGCCUGCUCGCCACAACGAAGACUCAUCGCAGCCAAA
This is a messenger RNA of Kogia breviceps (pygmy sperm whale), 1601 nucleotides long. It is a transcript of the gene ATP6V1G1, whose product is annotated as ATPase H+ transporting V1 subunit G1. Gene Ontology annotation, molecular function: proton-transporting ATPase activity, rotational mechanism. Gene Ontology annotation, biological process: proton transmembrane transport. The record is from RefSeq and is a predicted model, not a curated record. Lineage: Eukaryota; Metazoa; Chordata; Mammalia; Artiodactyla; Physeteridae. Gene Ontology annotation, cellular component: vacuolar proton-transporting V-type ATPase complex.